This is a messenger RNA of Symsagittifera roscoffensis, 1647 nucleotides long. RefSeq lists its product as uncharacterized. The coding region runs from base 82 to 1383 and encodes 433 amino acids. The record is from RefSeq and is a predicted model, not a curated record. NCBI's taxonomy places the organism in Eukaryota, Metazoa, Xenacoelomorpha, Acoela, Convolutidae. Gene Ontology annotation, cellular component: nucleus. The transcript has 2 exons. Gene Ontology annotation, molecular function: ATP hydrolysis activity.
AGACUCGACGGAUCAACGUCCACUGAUACUCGAAAACAACUGUGCAAGAUAUUCAAUGAGAAAAAUAAUAAUUUCAAACUGAUGAUAAUUUCCACGAGGGCGGGAUCCCUCGGAAUCAAUCUCCAUUCGGCCAACCGCGUGAUAGUCUUCGACGCUUCCUGGAACCCAACUCAGGAUAUUCAAUCUAUGUUCAGAGUUUACAGAAUGGGACAGCAGAAACAAGUGUAUAUUUACAGGUUCAUAGGACAGGGCACGAUUGAACAUAAAGUUUAUUAUCGUCAAGUUGUCAAGGUUUCACUUGCAGAACGCGUCGUGGACAAAAAUUCGAAAGAAAGACGCUUCACGGAUCAUGAGUUAGGUGAAUUGUACAGGUUUAAUCCGACUAUGGAGGAAAGUCCAAUACAAAUGGUGCCUGAUGACAAGGUGUUGGCGGAUAUAGUUUACAACCACAAAGACAAGUGGAUCGGCAAUUUCUACGAACACGAUACCUUGUUGCAAGAUGAUAACGAUGAAGAUUUGUCCGAAUCGGAAAAAUUGGCGGCUUGGGAUGAAUAUGAAAAGGAACGUGAGCGAAUGAGGUCGCCGCCCCCGGGAGGUGUGUUGCCGGGCGCCAUUAAUUACCCUGGCCUGGUAGGGUUUCCCACGGGAUACGGGUUGUUACCGUCUGGACUACCUAUAAGCAUGAGUGACGUUUUCGCAGGACAAGAAUCCUUGAACGGACCAAGUAACCCAGCUGAAAGAGCAUCCUGGAUUGAAAGCCUGAGGAGCGUAUUACCUGCCGACCUGAUAGCGAAAUUAAUAAAUAAUGUGUCAAUUACAGACGAGUCACGACCGGUGGACAUGACAUUGCCGAGUAUGUUUGACGAAGCACCGUUGACAAGUUUGACUCAAGCUGGAGCCACUUUGCUUCAGUCAACCCACAACGCUACAGUGUCCAUCGCAGGAAACAUUCUUCCGGGACUGGAAAGUACAAGAAUUAGUGAUGCGGGUGCCUUGACCUUACCCGCGCCAAGUGAUAGUGCCGUGACUCCGGGAGUCUUACCUUUUCACCCUAAUACUAGAAGUACCAUAGCGCCUAUAAGUUCGGUGAGUCGUACAAGUAGCGUCAGCCAAAUACCUUCAGAAGUGACGCAGAACUCAAGUGUGGAUACAAAUCACCAGACGCCGAGAGCUGUUGCAAGCGAAGCUGACAUCACACGAGCCUCAACAGUGCUGAAGAACCAAGUCAUGAUGACCUUGAAACAGGACAUGUCAGUGGCGGAUAUCAAUAAGUAUCUUCUCAUUUAUGAGAAAGAAAGGAGGGCGCAUAUUAAGUUCAAAGAAGAUUUGAAAGCGUAUAAGAGUGACGCACUGGAAUAUGUUAAAAAAUUCAUUAAGAAGUAACAUAUCAGCAAUUCUUCAUUUUGAGCUGCUAUAAUUGAUUGCUUCCUUUUAUUAUUGUAGAAUUUGCAAAUUUUGUGUUAUUAUUAAGCUGCUCUUUGAUUCAUGGUUAAACUGCAAUGGUGCCUAUUAUUAGCUUAGAUUUAGAAUCAUUUUGGUUUUAUUGGCUUUCUGCUUGCUUGUUUUUGAGCAUUACUUUGAAAUUGUCUUUGAAAAGGAAAAAAGUAUUUAACUUUUAAUCUUGUCUUUAUUAUACGGAAAAUGGUA